AUGGUCGCUGCUACUGAAAAUGGCAAGAAAGUCGUUCGACAGGUCGAGUACUACUUCGGCGACCUGAAUCUCCAGCGAGAUACAUUUCUCAUGGACGAAAUGAAAAAGGACGAAGGCUGGAUUUCACUUGAUACCAUGAUGAAGUUCAAAAGGUUAGCCGAAAUCGUUGACAACAAGAAGGAAGGUGUCACCGCUGCUCUCGAAUCGAUCGGAACUGAUUUGAUCGAAGUUUCUGAAGAUAAAACCAAGAUCCGACGAGUCACCAGCAAACCCAUCCCAGUCUACGAUGAUAACUACAAACGACUUCAGAAAAAUCGAACCGCUGCUGUCAAGGGACUUGGUAAAGACGAGACUCUUGACAAGCUCCAGGAUUUCUUCGAGCCAUACGGAUCCGAAUCAAUCUAUAUGAUGAGAAAUAGAGAAACAAGCGAGUUCAAAGGAACUGCUUUUGUUACCUUCAAGACUCAGGAAGACAUGGACAAGUUCAUGGCUGAAGCUGAGACCAAAUACAAUGAUGUGGUCCUUGAGAAGCAGUCAAAGCAGAACUACUACGACAGCAAAAGUGGCAAAGAAAAGAAGCCCGAGAAGAAGGCUAGAGAAGAAGACACUGACGCGGUCAACCGAGUUAUCAAGUUUACUGGAGUCACCGACGAUACCGUCGGCCGUGAAGAGAUCAUUGAGGCACUCAAAGGCUCUGUUGACUUCACUUGCUUCGAGCGAGGCAAUACCGAAGGUAUCUGCCUCUUGAACCAGGGCGAGUCUGCCGCUACUAUUGUCGGUGCACUCGAGAAGAACCCAGUUAAAAUCCGAAGCGCCGAGGAAGUUAAAUUUGAAGCUCUUGAGGGCGAGGUCGCUGAAGGAGCAGUCAAGAAACUGAAGGACGAACGAGAGGCACUCUUUGCUCGAUUAAAGAGCCGUGGUGGUGGUAAAGGACGUGGUCGAGGACGUGGAGGCUUUGGCGGCCGCGGCGAGCGAAAGCCAAAGAACACGAAGACUACUUUCAACGAUGAUGAUGAGCCCGUCGCUAAGAAGGCCAAAGCUGAAGGAGAAUAA
This is a messenger RNA of Oikopleura dioica, 1053 nucleotides long. NCBI's taxonomy places the organism in Eukaryota, Metazoa, Chordata, Appendicularia, Copelata, Oikopleuridae. The record is from the annotation of a GenBank genome assembly.